Gymnodraco acuticeps is the source of this 1459-nucleotide messenger RNA. RefSeq names its product zinc-binding protein A33-like. The coding region runs from base 112 to 825 and encodes 237 amino acids. The record is from RefSeq and is a predicted model, not a curated record. NCBI's taxonomy places the organism in Eukaryota, Metazoa, Chordata, Actinopteri, Perciformes, Bathydraconidae. Gene Ontology annotation, molecular function: protein binding. The transcript is spliced from 4 exons.
CGAGGAUGACCAGGACCAGGCGCCAGAUGAUGCACCCCUACGCACAAAUAAUCUUGACUGUCUUUCUUCUCAUUCCCUGAGCAGCGGGACACAGAGACAGUGGACAGAGUGAUGGAUCUGCUGAACAGGACAGACCCCAGCAGUGUGAGCCUGGAUGAAGUUAAAGCUGACCAGAUCCUCAGCCUCACCCACAACAUGCUGCUGUUCAUCAGCUCACAGACCCCUUUAAUCAGGAAACUCACCCACAGUUAUUUCAGCCAGGUGUAUCUGGAUCCAGAGACGUCCCACCCAAAGCUGGUCAUCUCCCCCCAGGGUGACAGUGCCACCUAUACCGACACCUGGCAACAACUCCCGGACCUCCCUGGACGCUUUGAUACCACCCUCAAUGUCAUCAGCGUGCAAGGAUUCAGCUGUGGUCGCCAUUACUGGGAGAUUGAUGUGAGUGAGAAGACAUACUGGGAGCUAGGCGUCACUUAUCCCAGCAUUCCCCGAAAGGGCAACACAGAGGACUGCUGGCUGGGCCGGGGGGUUGAGUCCUGGUGCGUGGAGUUCUUUGAUGGGGAGUAUACAGCCUGGCACGGAGGGUUGCCCCAUCAGCUGCCUUUCACGAAACGCUUCAGCCGGAUUGGUGUUCUGUGUAGUUUCCCCGCAGGAUUGGUGACGUUUCUUGAGGUGGAGAACAUGACUCCGCUGUUCUCCUUCUGUGCAGGAACUUUCUCAGACUGCCUCCACCUGGCCGUGUGUCCGGGUCAUGACCACAAGGGCGCCAAUGCUAAUCCUAUUGUGAUCUGUAAUGCUUCAUCUCCUACUAGUGAUCAAGGAUGAGUGGCUCCACACAUUUAUUUUACGUAAUUCCUUGCUGAGGCAUCACUUUCCAAUUAUUUACUAAUUAUAAAGGUUUAUAAGUUAUUGGUAGAGGUCAAUGUUUUUUCCUAAUUCAUUUGUUAUAAAAUUAUGAGUUUACUAAAUGUUUCAUGUUAAACGAGGAUAGACAUAAUCUAUAAAACAUUAAGUUCUUCAUUGACAUAUAUUAAAGCUAUUAGUUAUAAAACCCUUUAUAAAGGGGGCCUCAAUAGAAAGGGGUACUCUUGCUGAUACUAAAACCCUAUUUUAAAUAAUGGAAUAUAUUUCACAUGACAAACAGAUACAAUGUGGUAAAAAUGUCAAGUAGGAUUACAGCUCCUUAUAUACAUUAUUUUUGAACAAGAUCUCACUGCACAUUACAUUUAAUAAACUAAGAGAAAGGAUCAUAUUGAAGCAUAUUUAGUUAACAUAGUAUUUCUUUAUAACAAGUCUUGUUUAAAAAAGGUGACUUGAAAGUCAUAAAAGUUGGUGAUAAUUGUAUAUAAGUGAUCAUUUUGAUUGUGAGUACACUGUAAGGAAUACACUUUACUGAUUUUCUAUGUUGUACGAGAUCUAAAACUUAUCCUGAAAUGCACUGAGUUUAUUUACAUUCAAA